Molecule: messenger RNA, 706 nt
Organism: Culex pipiens pallens (northern house mosquito)
Lineage: Eukaryota; Metazoa; Arthropoda; Insecta; Diptera; Culicidae
Exons: 1
Coding region: 22-696 (224 amino acids)
Source: RefSeq, a predicted model, not a curated record
CCUUUGAGUUAAAGCUGUGAAAUGCCGAAACGAUCGAAAAAAACGCUGCGCCAAAAGCUCGCGGAAGUCAUCGAAGAGACAUCAAACGAUGGAAAUCCGCGGUGGAACUGCAAAGGAAACAUGGAGGAGGAGCUGCCAUGCGCUUACUUUCAAGAGAAGAAUUUCAGCCCCGGAAACUUCAAGCGCCAUAUUCUCAACAAGCACGCGAAUAUUGCUGGCGGUCUGGAGCUGGAAGAGCCGGAGGAAGAAAAAGACGCAUCGGAACCGACGCCAAAGAAGGUUCAGCCGGAUAAAGUCAUCACCAAACUUACUGUAAGCGUGAGCCCCGCCGAUGUUUUACUCGGGACAAUCAUGCUGGUGGCAAAGAGCGGCCUUCCGUUAAGCUUUCCGGAAUGGGAGGCCACUAAAUACACUUUGAAGCCACUAUGGGAUGCUGCCAAACUGACCGUCACGCGCAACACGCUCCCUGAGCUUAUCAAGAAGGCUGCGAGGAACAUGCGCGAAAUAAUGAGCACCGAAUUUAAGAACAAAAUUAUUUGUUUGAAAAUCGAUGCCGCUUCCCGAAAUGGCCGCUCAGUACUCGGAAUAAAUGCGCAGUUUAUCGACGACACUGGAAACAUCCAAAUCCGGCACAUUGGUAAGACGAUAGUUUUUGGGUACAUAUUCAUAGCUUUAAUACUAGGCUUUACAACGUGACGUCAUUAAA